Messenger RNA from Centrocercus urophasianus (Greater sage-grouse), 339 nucleotides. RefSeq names its product thymosin beta-12-like. Gene Ontology annotation, biological process: regulation of cell migration; actin filament organization. Gene Ontology annotation, molecular function: actin monomer binding. Lineage: Eukaryota; Metazoa; Chordata; Aves; Galliformes; Phasianidae. The record is from RefSeq and is a predicted model, not a curated record. The transcript has 2 exons. Gene Ontology annotation, cellular component: cytoplasm. The coding region runs from base 12 to 209 and encodes 65 amino acids.
UUGCCUUGCAGAUGGCACAGCACGAGCUAACAGAGCCGGGUGUGCUUUCCCUCUCUUUGUCAGGACCCACCAUGUCUGACAAACCAGAUUUCGCAGAAAUUGAAACGUUUGAUAAGACCAAGCUGAAGAAGACAGAAACAAGAGAGAAAAAUCCAUUGCCCACCAAAGAAACUAUCGAACAAGAAAAGCAAAGUGAGAACGCAUCCUGAGCGUCAGAGAGAUGAUGUGACUGCUGCUUCUCCGGAGGGGUUUGGGCUUCUGCACUGGGUUUUGUUCUGUUUUGUUUCCCCUCCCUUCCACCUUCCCCUCAGUGCUCAUUAUCCAUUUCAUUUAUUUCAU